Plasmodium vivax (malaria parasite P. vivax) is the source of this 328-nucleotide messenger RNA. RefSeq names its product variable surface protein Vir12, truncated, putative. The record is from RefSeq and is a predicted model, not a curated record. Lineage: Eukaryota; Apicomplexa; Aconoidasida; Haemosporida; Plasmodiidae. The annotation marks the transcript as partial. The transcript is spliced from 2 exons.
GAAGUAACGGUGCAUCCUGAACUUUCGGAUAUUCCUAAUGAAACGGAGAGCUUAAAUGAACAAUACUUAGACUAUCCCAUUCAUGUAGAAGAAAAGAAUAACACAUUUACCUACAACCCUGAAAAYAUUAUGAUAACAUCUGCUAUAAUGUUUGGAGCGUUUUAUGCCACACCUUUGGGGAGAUGGAUACGCAAUAAGAUGGGGAGAAGGGAAAAUGAUUAUGAUGAUCGGUCAGAAAGAAGUUAUUCAACGUUAGACUAUGAUUCAGAAAAUGAUGAUAUGUAUUCCAGUAGCAUGAGUUAUAAUGUAUCUUAUUAUCCUACAUGAC